ACAAUAAAAUGGUGGCGCAAUUGAAGCGCUUAUAUGUUGACGAAAACGGAAGUCACUGUAAGAGAACUGCGUGGUAAAAUUACCACCGGUAUGCUGUUUUUUAAGUGUUGAUAAGAAGUUUCAGCAUAUGAAAGAGAUUGUUAAAGCAUCAGGAUAAUAUUUUGCAUAAGUCAAAUUGUUCUCUUUUCAUAAAUGAUCUUAUAUAUUAUCUUUACCACGUUUUAUAAACACGUAAAUUUUGCUUAUAAAAGCUUAUAUUUAUCAGUUCAAGGGCUUUUAGUUUCGAUAUAUGAUGGUAUGCAUAACUACAUACGUAAACAAAAUUCAAGCAGAAAGUUCACAACUAUUUUGACCAUUUCGAAAUUGAAUUUGCAUUUCUAAGUAAGCUAAAGCUAUGUAUUUAUGUAAUUUUUUGUUGUUGUUGAUCUGCUAGCCUUGUUUUAAGGGUUGUUGUUGUUUUGUUGUUGUUGUAUAGAGAAAAAAGAGAUGCAGUUAUUGUUGUUAAAGAAAAUAAUAAAACAGCUCGAGAAAAGAUAGUAUUAACCGUUAACACCGGAUUAAUAUCUAAUACAAUGUUUGUAUAUACCACACCGACUAACGUUUCGUUAAACGGAGAAGAAACCGGCGAAAGUGAAGAGGAUCCUGAAUGUUUUUAUGUGUUUACAAUGUCGUAUCAUAUUUUAUCGCUGAUACUCAUAUUCCUAAUCAUCUGCAUGAAUUCUUUCACGAUAAUUUUAAUACUGCGUAAAAAAUAUCUGCGCAAGCCUCCUGGAAAUCAUUUAUUGUUGAGUUUAUCCAUGAACCAUCUUUUGGCUGGCAUUAGUUUUCUUUUCCAUAUUUUACCCGAUGUUUAUUUUAAAAUUAGCGGUUGCCGUGAAGAUAAUGCAAAACUGCAAAAGAGUUUUAUAGACAUUUCAAAAGUGUCGUACAUGUUAUCAAAGUAUUGUCUGUUAUUAUCAGUCGCACAUCUUCUGGCAUUAUCAACUGAUCGGAUAUGUGCGAUAUUCUUUGCCCUGCGUUACGAUGAAUUAAUUACGAUUCGAAAAAUCAGACUUGGUAUAGCUUUAGUAUGGCUUUUAACGCUUAUUUUGGCUUUAUUUGAUAUAGACUGGUUAUUUAUAGAUCUUGAUACGUCAAGAGAAAAAGUUUACACUAUAGUGUUCACAACGAUUUUUGCUAUCACUCCAGCUGUACUACUUUGCAUACAGUACAUUGUAAUGUUAUCAUUAAUUCACAGAUUAAUUCAAAGAAGCGUGACGGGUAUGCAACGCCGACAGAGCAUGGCAUCAGAGAGAAAGGCUUUAAUUGUGUACAUAGUCAUGUACAUUUCUUUCCUUAUUUUUUCACUGCCGUUCUUUAUUAUGAGAUUAAUGGUAGCUUUCCAUCCGGAUAUAUUUUUAGACACACCGGAGACAGUGUUGCAUGUAUUAAUAUUGUUUCGAUUUCUUACAGCAUUCACAGAUCCCAUGUUGUAUAUCUUUUACAAAAAAGACUUUCGGCGUGCGUUGAACGAAACUUUUGGAUGCGUAGGUGCGUGGCGACACCAUUUCCAUCAUAGCGAUUUAACGGAAAUGUCGCAGUUUUAUUCGCAACCCAGUCACACAAGACACAGUCAUAAUUAGGAAAGGGUGGAAAGCUUCAUGAGGAGAUUUGCGCUAACUGCCAUAAUCCGAAGAGGAUGAGAAAGAUCUUCCAAGUAUAAUCUCAUCAAGUUUCUCCACUCUUCCUGGAAAAGUGCAAAUAACGAGUUUUGAGUUAAAGACAUCAAUUAACCCUGAAGCUAUCCUGAAUUUACUUAAGUAUUGACUGCUGGUAACAAGUCCCUUACAUGUCAAAAAUUCGGGGUAUACCAAUAAACGUCUACAAAAUUCAGUGCGGCCAAGGUGCAAACUAACAAAGACCGAUAACUCUGUGUUGGGUUUCUUGAAGUUUUGAUCAAAAUCUUUAUUCAAUAUAUGCGUAUAUUACUUCUUAAAAUGUUCGCAAGUGAUAAUUUCUUCCACAACUCUGUUUCUUCUCUAUUUUCCUUUUCCUCGGCUACUUUUCUUCUCUAUAUUUUUUUACUGGCACUUUCCUGACUUUUUGCUAGUAAUAUUUUUCACUAUUGUUUUCUGAACUGUUUUUUUCCUAAGCCACAAUAGCAGUAAAAAGCACCAGUAAUGUUUUCUUCAAACAGAGUUUUUAUUUUAAUAGCAGUGUACCUCUGGAAGUUCAAAAACGUUUUCGCUAUAAUCUCAAGCAGUCCUUUUACAUAAAGUUUAAAUUUGGAAGCGAAAUGAAAAUUUCAUUUUCAUCAUAAUCUAGUCCAGGGUUAAUUUUGUUUAAUCAAGAAGCCCGAAAUAAACCUUCAUGUAAAAACCUUAGUAUCGCACAAAAAGUUUCGAAAUAAAGUCUGUUGCAAGUUUGAACUGCAUAUUUAAAUUCAAAUUUAGGCUGAUUUUUUAUUUCUCAGUAAGAUUUUUAAUUGCGUUUCGAUCUUUGGAAGAUUCUUGGUAUAUGUUUAUUUUAGAUUCUUGUACAUAUGCUGAUAGAAAAUCUGAUAAAAUUAAAAAAGCGAGCUACUAUUGUUAUGGACUGUUUUGCUCUGAUCCUUACCGGUACAAAAUAGUUUUUUGUUUACGGUUUCUUUUUUUAAAUUUAAUUCUAAUUAUAUUUUUUUAAACAAUUUUGUAUAUUUUUGUAAAUUGUAUUUUAGUAUUUUUUUCUUAUGUUUAUGAUUUAAGAAAGUUAUGAGUUUGUCUAUUUUCAACCGGGCACUUAUU
Messenger RNA from Hydractinia symbiolongicarpus, 2762 nucleotides. Its product is annotated as melanocyte-stimulating hormone receptor-like. Lineage: Eukaryota; Metazoa; Cnidaria; Hydrozoa; Anthoathecata; Hydractiniidae. Gene Ontology annotation, cellular component: membrane. The record is from RefSeq and is a predicted model, not a curated record. Gene Ontology annotation, molecular function: G protein-coupled receptor activity. Gene Ontology annotation, biological process: G protein-coupled receptor signaling pathway. The transcript has a single exon. Bases 573 to 1622 code for a protein of 349 amino acids.